This is a messenger RNA of Choloepus didactylus (southern two-toed sloth), 2540 nucleotides long. It is a transcript of the gene SLC25A23, whose product is annotated as solute carrier family 25 member 23. Gene Ontology annotation, biological process: transmembrane transport. Gene Ontology annotation, cellular component: mitochondrial inner membrane. The coding region runs from base 157 to 1563 and encodes 468 amino acids. The transcript has 10 exons. Gene Ontology annotation, molecular function: ATP transmembrane transporter activity; calcium ion binding. NCBI's taxonomy places the organism in Eukaryota, Metazoa, Chordata, Mammalia, Pilosa, Megalonychidae. The record is from RefSeq and is a predicted model, not a curated record.
CCUGCCAGUGCCGGAGCAGAGCAGACAGCACCGAGGCUUGGGUGGCUGUGGCCGCGGAGCUGGCCCUGCGGGGCUCCGGGGGGGGAGGGGGAGCCGCGAAGCCCCCGCCGAGGCCGCCGCCGCCGGGCCUCCCCUCCCCCCUCCCGGGCGGGCGCCAUGCGGGGGGGCCCGGGUGACGCGGAGCGGAGGCAGCGCUGGGGUCGCCUCUUCGAGGAGCUGGACAGUAACAAGGAUGGCCGCGUGGACGUGCACGAGUUGCGCCAGGGACUGGCCCGGUUGGGCGGGGGCGACCCGGACCGCGGCGCCCGACAGGACAUCUCCCCGGAAGGCGACACAGAUCCUGAUGCCGGCUUUGACCUGGAGGAGUUUAGUCGCUACCUGCAGGAGCGGGAGCAGCGCUUGCUACUUAUGUUCCACAGUUUGGACCGGAACCAGGAUGGUCACAUCGAUGUCUCUGAGAUCCAACAGAGUUUCCGGGCUCUGGGCAUUUCCAUCUCGCUGAAGCAGGCGGAGAAAAUUCUGCACAGCAUGGACCGUGAUGGCACGAUGACCAUUGACUGGCAGGAAUGGCGAGACCACUUCCUGUUACACUCGCUGGAGAACGUGGAGGAUGUGCUCUAUUUCUGGAAGCAUUCCAUGGUCCUAGACAUUGGCGAGUGCCUGACCGUGCCAGAUGAGUUCUCGGAGCAGGAAAAGCUGACUGGCAUGUGGUGGAAGCAGCUAGUGGCAGGCGCCGUGGCGGGGGCCGUGUCGCGGACAGGCACAGCCCCCCUGGAUCGCCUCAAGGUCUUCAUGCAGGUUCACGCCUCCAAGACCAACCAGCUGAACAUCCUGGGGGGCCUGCGGAGCAUGAUCCGUGAGGGGGGCGUCCACUCCCUUUGGCGUGGCAACGGCAUCAACGUGCUCAAGAUUGCACCGGAGUCGGCUAUCAAGUUCAUGGCCUAUGAGCAGAUCAAACGGGCCAUCCGGGGGCAGCAGGAGAUGCUGCACGUGCAGGAGCGCUUUGUGGCUGGAUCUCUGGCUGGCGCCACAGCCCAAACCAUCAUUUACCCCAUGGAGGUGCUGAAGACACGGCUGACCCUGCGCCGGACAGGCCAGUACAAGGGGCUGCUGGACUGUGCACGGCGGAUCCUGGAGAGAGAAGGGCCCCUUGCCUUCUACCGAGGUUACCUGCCCAACGUGCUGGGCAUCAUUCCAUACGCAGGCAUUGAUCUGGCCGUCUACGAGACCCUGAAGAACCAGUGGCUCCAGCAGUCCAGCCACGACUCGGCAGACCCAGGCAUCCUUGUGCUCCUGGCUUGCGGUACCGUCUCCAGCACCUGUGGCCAGAUAGCCAGUUACCCCCUGGCCCUGGUCCGGACCCGCAUGCAGGCCCAAGCCUCCAUCGAGGGUGCCCCCCAGCUCUCCAUGCUGGGUCUGCUCCGUCACAUCCUGUCCCAGGAAGGUGUGCGGGGUCUCUACCGGGGCAUUGCCCCCAACUUCCUGAAGGUUGUCCCGGCCGUGAGCAUCUCCUACGUGGUCUACGAAAACAUGAAGCAGGCCCUGGGGGUCACGUCCAGGUGAGGGGCCCAAGGGACCCUCAACCCGAUCGUGAUGCCCCCCCCCACAUCAUACCUCUGUCACUGGAGACUGAGAGCCCAGCCACCGGAUCCCGGAUCCCCCCCCUGCCCAAACCACUGGAUCCCUACAUUCAGCCCCUACACUCCACUCCUCCAGUUCUGGAUCCUGGAUUCCGUACCCCACCCUGCUGUCUGAUGUCCUUAUCACAAGACCUGAGGUUCUUCACACCCCCACCCUUGGAUCCCCAUCCCCCCAAACCGCUGGACCCUGCAUCCCCCCCAUUCCAGCUACUGGAUCUGCAUUUCCCUGCUCCACUCACUGGGGCCUGAGGCUCUCUGGGUUCUAGGCACUUGAUUCCCCACAACUCAGCUCAUGGAUCCGGGUACCCUGUAGCACAGAUCUGAUCCCUGUAGCUCAACAUGCAGACCCCAAGCUCCCACAGGCCCUGGAUCCAGUGCAGCCAUGGAUCCUUGAUCUCCCACCCCAUGACUGAAUCCCACAUCCCCACACUUCAAUCACCAAACUCUGCCACUGGAUUCUGGAUAUCAAGAAAACCCUGGUCACUGGAUCCUGACAAUGCAAUGCCUAGGUCCUGAGACUCCAACUACUGGAUCCCAGAUCCCCUCCUCCCAACCACUGGAUUCCUGAAGUCCUAUACCGUGGCCACUGAAUCCCAGAUGCCCAUGCUUCGACUGCCAGACCCCUGCAUUUCAGCCACUAUACCCUCAACCCCCCCAACUACUGGAUCCCAGAUUCCCAAGCUCCAACCCACCAGGUUAUGGCUCCUAAAGCCACAAGGACAAGAGCCCAACAGCCCAGCAAUGGGAUCCUGGCACUGCAGGAUCCACUGGAUCCCAGAUUCUGGAUCCCAAAUUCCUUCACCCCAGUCACAGGAUUCUACCAAAAAAAAAUCUCAUCCAAUAGAAGUCACACCCUGAUCCCGAACCCUCAGAGCCCAAGUCCUAGAUCCCAGUAGCCCA